UGUCGACAUGGUAGGAAGACGAUUUUGACGUUGUCCUGAGUCAUAACAGCGAGUUUUAGAAUAUAAAAAGCGACUUUUGUCACCUAAUGCAUCAGCCGUGACUCUUGACAGGUGCGAAGCCUUGCUCGAUGAAAAUACGCUUGUCAAGAGGAUGACAAGUGCCGUUAAAGUCUGCCACCCUUGACGACGCGAGUGUUUAUCAGUGCACGUUGGACAAGGUGGAGUUCAGAUCGGUAAUGCCUGUUGGGAAUUAUACUGUUUGGAACAUGGAAUUCAACCAGACGGGCAAAUGCCCUCAGAUAAAACAGUUGGAGGAGGGGACGAUAGUUUCAACACAUUUUUUAGCGAGACAGGUGCAGGAAAACACGUUCCAAGAGCUGUUUUUAUGGAUCUAGAACCUACUGUAGUAGACGAGGUACGUACCGGAACUUACAGGCAACUCUUUCAUCCGGAACAACUGAUAACAGGCAAAGAGGAUGCUGCGAAUAAUUAUGCGAGGGGCCAUUAUACCGUUGGCAAAGAAAUCGUGGAUUUAGUAUUAGAUCGGUUACGCAAAUUAGCCGAUCAAUGUACGGGACUCCAAGGAUUUCUUAUUUUCCAUGCUUUUGGUGGUGGCACCGGAUCUGGAUUUACUAGCCUUUUGAUGGAACGAUUAUCCGUUGAUUACGGGAAAAAAUCAAAACUUGAAUUUGCUAUCUAUCCGUCGCCCCAGAUAUGUACGGCAAUAGUCGAGCCAUAUAAUUCUUUACUUACUACUCAUACGACUCUCGAACAUUCGGAUGCCGCUUUUAUGGUAGACAACGAAGCAAUUUAUGAUAUCUGCCGUCGUAAUCUUGACAUAGAAAGACCAACUUACACAAAUCUAAAUCGUUUGAUCGGUCAAAUUGUUUCUUCGAUCACUGCAUCCUUGCGUUUCGAUGGUGCUCUUAAUGUUGAUCUUACUGAAUUUCAAACAAACUUGGUACCUUAUCCCCGAAUUCAUUUUCCACUUGCAACCUAUGCACCUGUCAUUUCCGCCGAAAAAGCUUAUCAUGAACAAUUAACGGUAGCAGAGUUGACAAAUGCUUGCUUUGAACCGGCCAAUCAAAUGGUUAAAUGCGAUCCACGUCAUGGUAAAUACAUGGCUUGUUGUAUGUUAUACAGAGGAGAUGUUGUACCAAAAGAUGUCAAUGCCUCUAUUGCAACUAUUAAAACCAAACGUACUAUACAAUUCGUUGACUGGUGUCCAACUGGAUUUAAGGUUGGUAUUAAUUAUCAGCCACCUACGGUUGUACCAGGUGGUGAUCUCGCCAAAGUACAACGUGCUAUUUGUAUGUUGGCUAAUACAACUGCAAUAGCUGAGGCAUGGAGCAGGCUCAAUCACAAAUUUGACGUUAUGUACUCAAAACGUGCAUUUGUACAUUGGUACGUAGGAGAGGGUAUGGAAGAAGGAGAAUUUUCAGAAGCACGUGAAGAUCUAGCGGCAUUAGAGAAAGAUUACGAAGAAGUUGGCUUGGAUUCAGUUGAGGGUGAAGGCGAAGGAGGAGAGGAAUAUUAAUUUGUCAUUAGUUUACAAAUGAAUUAAAACUUAAUGUAUUUAAGAAUUUCUGUAUUAAAUUAAAUAACG
Molecule: messenger RNA, 1606 nt
Organism: Polistes canadensis
Lineage: Eukaryota; Metazoa; Arthropoda; Insecta; Hymenoptera; Vespidae
Product: tubulin alpha-2/alpha-4 chain-like
Exons: 5
Coding region: 290-1537 (415 amino acids)
Biological process (GO): microtubule cytoskeleton organization; mitotic cell cycle
Cellular component (GO): microtubule; cytoplasm
Molecular function (GO): GTP binding; structural constituent of cytoskeleton
Source: RefSeq, a predicted model, not a curated record